Coregonus clupeaformis (lake whitefish) is the source of this 1375-nucleotide messenger RNA. RefSeq lists its product as uncharacterized. The transcript is spliced from 2 exons. Bases 332 to 1267 code for a protein of 311 amino acids. NCBI's taxonomy places the organism in Eukaryota, Metazoa, Chordata, Actinopteri, Salmoniformes, Salmonidae. The record is from RefSeq and is a predicted model, not a curated record.
UCUGUUGUUGUUUCUACGUCUGCUCAGCGGACAUAUUCAUGUUUUGACCCAUAUUUCUGUAAUUUAUUGCAUGGUUUCAUCCAUUUUGAACUUGCGAAAACGACUUUAUCUCUAUCUGCUUGCUGGCUACCCGUAUGAUUGCUCUAUUCAAGCUACCUAGCUAGCCAUUAGCUCAAUGAAACAUGCCCCUCAAUCAUUGUUUAUAAUCUAUUGUUCUCUACAAAACAACAACAUUCUCCACCAUUCAAGCUCAAAUAUUAAAUAUUCACAGUAGUGGCUAAACAACGUGUGACUUGCGUGACAUUUUAUUCCAGUUAGCUGCAUAUAUUUAAUGUACUCUUGUGUUUCUACCACAGAUCUCUCCAUGGCUUCAACCUGUAUCCAGCUGUGUCAGAGAGGUACAUAUUUACUGUCAAGGACUGUGGGUAUGAUCACCCUCCAGUAUUCCACCGAUGCCCAGCAUUGCCCUGCAGCCCUCCGGAAUUAUUUCAGUGUUCCAGUCUUGCCCUCCAUGCUCCAGAGAAGACAGAACCCAUCUCAGACGCAACAGAGGUGGAAACUAGGAGUGCGGAGUUACUAUGAAUCUCAUGCCAAGAUCCAACCAUCUCAAACGAAACACAAGGAUACUGAUGAGUUCCCUAGGACUAAUAUGGUGCCGUAUCAGAAUUCUCUCUCCCAUCAACUCAGAGAUGGAGGUAUGUCGCUGAAGGAGUGGCAGACAGCUUUAGGUACUAAUGCUACCCCUGUACACACACACACACACUGUGGUAAUUUCUCCCUAAUGUUUUUGCCCUCUCCAGAUUUGGAAGAUGCCCCAGGCCACUCUGCAUUAGAAGAGAUCAGUGAUGAGGAGGCGGUUCGUAUGGACAUCCCAGCUGCCCUGCCUGCUGUAUCCAUCUCCCUCAAAGACUAUGUCAACGAGUCAGAGACACUCAGCAAGCUUGUACAGCUAGGUGUUCGGCUAUGGAAACUGGAGCAGAGACCCAAAAUGGGCUCCAUGCUGCUGAGGCUGGACGUCCAGACAGACGUGGCCCCCCGGCUGGUGUUCCUGAAGCAGCUGGGAGUGGAGGACUCUCUGCUGGGCUACCCGAUCAGCCACAACCCUUUCAACCUCACAGAGAGCCUGGAGAACCUGCAGGCCAGAUACAGAGGCAGAUAUUGUGGUUGUCGUAUUGGCAGGUUGAGUUUGCCACAGUCAGCAACACAUAGGGUUGACUAUCUUAGGGACAGAGAGUACACUUGGUGUUUCCAUCUGAUAUACCUAUAGCUGUAGACAAGUGUUGUAUCGCCUGUCUGUCAGCUUCAGCUCUUAUAGGACUAUGGCAGGUGAUACAUUUCAUUGAUACAUUAUUUAGAAAUUAUCUGUAGUAUAAAA